AAAAAGGAGUGGCGUCGCUUUAGCUUGUAGGAGGGAGCGAUAUUAAACAAGGGACACUUCCUGCCCACGAGCUCAGUUCCUGUACCACACGGUGGAGAAGAGGAAUGGCAGAGAAUAGCUCCGAUCUCAGCGGCUCCGGCUGUCGGAGGUGUUCCGUCCAUUCUCCCGGAGAAAGAACGCAGACGUCCGCCAUCGGGGCAUCCAAGUGGGUCCGCUUGAACGUGGGGGGCACGUAUUUUUUGACCACGCGACAGACCUUGUGCCGAGAUCCGAAAUCUUUCUUGUACCGACUGUGCCAGGCCGACCCCGACCUCGACUCCGAUAAGGAUGAAACUGGUGCCUAUUUAAUAGACAGAGACCCCACAUACUUUGGUCCAGUGCUUAACUAUCUGAGGCAUGGCAAACUGGUCCUCAACAAAGACCUGGCAGAGGAAGGUGUGCUGGAAGAGGCCGAAUUCUACAAUAUCACAUCAUUGAUAAAGCUCAUCAAAGACAAGAUCAGGGAACGGGACUGCAAAACAUCACAGGUGCCUGUAAAGCACGUCUACAGAGUCCUGCAGUGCCAGGAAGAGGAGCUCACACAGAUGGUCUCCACCAUGUCCGACGGCUGGAAAUUUGAGCAGCUUGUCAGUAUAGGUUACGGGCGGGACCACCAGUCAGAGUUUCUGCUGAUUGUGUCCAGGGAGGUGAAGGGAGAGGAGACCGGUUUCCCCAACCGCAGCGGCGAGCUGGUCAGCAUUGGCUCCUCCUAUAACUAUGGGAAUGAAGACCAGGCGGAGUUCUUGUGCGUCGUCUCCAAGGAGCUGCACAACCAAUCAUACGGCACGAGCAGCGAGCCAAGCGAGAAGGCCAAGAUUCUUCAAGAACGCGGAUCCCGAAUGUGAAGAGACAGUAUUAAACCCUAAGAAUUUUGUUCUGCUAUGAGCUCCAGGUAUAAAGACACAAACAUAUCACAGAUGACGGGGAGCAUUUUGCAAGAUGGAAGAGAAGUUACUUUGGGGCCUACAUCCUCUUUUUCCCUCAUUUUUAUUGUGUAUAACAAGUCCACUUAGUGACUUUUUGUGCCUGUACAGUAAAACUGGACUGAUCUUUUUUUAAGCAAAUGGAAAGAAGAUUUUUUUUCUUUUCAAACUCAAAUGCAGGAAAUAUGCAUGUCAUUUGUAGUAAGCUGAGCAAAGACGGUCUUACAGAAAUACAUGGCCAAUGACUUACUCAGGGUCUCCCAUUGUUCACUUCUUGUUUUUUUUUUUUUAGGUGCAUUAACCUUCCUACUCUAAGGUCUUGUAAGGGAUUUUUUAAAGGUGUAUAUGAUUGCGUCUGCCAGGCCUACACCUCCAAAACCCAAAUGAUUUCAAGAGAAGGAGGUCUCACAGGUUUCAAUCAAAUAGAGGACUGAGUGUUGAGACUCUAAAGAAAAAGGGACUUGUGUAGAUGUAUAGUUUGAGGGUUACGAUAAAAUGGGUUGGGGAUGGUGCUUUGGGUUUUAAAAUAUCCACUAAAAAUAAAUUACAAGUUUUGUUUAGAAAUGUUAAUUCUCACACAUUCUUCUUGAAAGAAGAGGGGGUGCCCAUCUUCUUUUUCUUGGUAUAGUCUUUAGUUUUGGAAAGAGGAUUUUUUUUGUACAGUGGUGGGGUUUGGGAAAUGGUGAAGGGAUGCUUUGAAGAUUUUUCCUAUCCUAUCUAUGUUUAUGAUGUUAAAUUGCAAAGAACAAAAAAUGGGUUUGAUUUGAACUUUGGAACUGCACGUUUUGUAUACUGUGGCAUAAACUUAAAACAUUAAGUUGUACUGGAGCUAUUGAAAUGCGAGUGUCUUAGACACUGAUAUAUAUUGACCUUCUACACGUUUUAGUCAUGGUUUGUUUGUACAUAAGUCUCUGUAUAUUGAGAUUUACAAAUCACGGCAGACUUCAUAUGCCUAUGAUGGUGAUUUUUUGUUUUAUUAAACAUUUAAUUGGAAAGGUUAUGCUUUCCAGUGACACGAUUUUAUCUUGGCACAGACAUCGACUGUUAGGCUGGUUCUGCUGUAAAAUGUUUUUAUUUUUUCAUUUUUAUUGAAAGAUGAAUCCCUUUGUGUCUUGCAUGAUUGCACACGCUCUGAAUGAGGGUGUGUUUGUCUGCGUAGAUAUUUUAUAUACACCCAUCAGAACAUUGCAGUGUAAAGUAAAGCUUCUCAAUAUUGCUCUGUAUGUAGACAAAAAAACACACUAUAAAGCUUGGCUCAAGACUGCAGCACAGUUUGCAAACAUGCAAGUUAAAGCACUGAGCUCAGAUAUUUUAGUAAUACAUUUUUUAUCAUUUGCUCAGGCCUAACCUGUGAUGUGUGUGUGUGUGUGUGUGUGUG
Molecule: messenger RNA, 2340 nt
Organism: Megalops cyprinoides (Indo-Pacific tarpon)
Lineage: Eukaryota; Metazoa; Chordata; Actinopteri; Elopiformes; Megalopidae
Gene: kctd5b
Product: potassium channel tetramerization domain containing 5b
Exons: 7
Coding region: 105-884 (259 amino acids)
Biological process (GO): protein homooligomerization; proteasome-mediated ubiquitin-dependent protein catabolic process
Cellular component (GO): cytoplasm; Cul3-RING ubiquitin ligase complex
Molecular function (GO): cullin family protein binding
Source: RefSeq, a predicted model, not a curated record